AACAUUGGUGUUCUUCCAAACUCGAAAGCCUUCCAUUUCAUGGCAAUGGCCCUCUCAUCUACCAUUGCUCGCCAUGAAAACCCAUCUCUCGCCUGCCACUUCAAUCACGGCCUCGCCGAUGACGAUCUGUCCAGGUUACAUUGCUUCCCCCGACUCGGUCGUCUGCGACUUCCGGCGAAAAUACGGGCCGUCCACAUGGAGAAUCCAUCGACCGUGCAGCCAUCUCCGGCCCGAGAUUUGGUCCUCCCCAAGGAAAGAAGCGACCUUCUAUUGCCAUUCCAAUUCGACCACUACAUGGCCACGAAGGCCAAGCUAGUGAACCAAGCCCUAGACAUGGCGGUCCCCUUGCGACACCCUCUGAAAAUCCACGAAGCAAUGAGGUACUCCCUCCUCGCCGGGGGGAAGCGCAUCCGGCCGAUCCUGUGCCUGGCCUCGUGCGAGCUCGUCGGCGGCGACAUGUCCUCCACGAUGCCCGUGGCCUGCGCGGUCGAGAUGAUCCACACUAUGUCGCUCAUCCAUGACGACCUCCCUUGCAUGGACAACGACGACCUUCGCCGCGGGAAACCCACCAACCACAAGGUGUACGGCGAGGAGACCGCGGUCCUCGCAGGGGACGCCCUCCUCUCGCUAUCCUUCGAGCACAUGGCAGCAAGGACAGGCCCCGACGUGCCCACCGACCGCCUCGUCCGGGCCAUCGCCGAGCUUGGCUCGGCCGUGGGGUCUGAGGGGCUCGUGGCAGGGCAGAUCGUGGACAUCGUGAGCGAGGGGAAGGAGAUCGGCUUGGGGGAGCUGGAGUACAUCCACGUCCACAAGACGGCGAAGCUCCUGGAGGCGGCGGUUGUGUGCGGCGCCAUCAUUGGCGGGGGGAGGGAGAACGAAGUGGAGAGGGUGAGGAAGUACGCAAGGUGCAUCGGGCUACUGUUCCAAGUGGUGGACGACAUACUCGACGUGACCAAAUCGACCCGAGAGCUGGGCAAAACCGCCGGGAAAGACUUGGCGAGCGAUAAGGCGACGUAUCCAAAGCUAAUGGGGAUUGAGAAGGCCCGGGAAUUUGCGAGCGAAUUGGUGGGGAAAGCCAGUGAAGAGCUUGGUCUUUUCGAUGCAGCGAGAGCAGCACCAUUGUUGCACCUAGCAAAUUAUAUUGCCACCAGACAGAACUAAAAAGCGAGGACAACGCAUUACGAUGUGGCAUUUUCUAUUUGAUCUCGUCUAGGAUGUACAACGUACGUAACGUGUGUCUGGUGCUACGGGAUUGGUUUAUCUUCGUCGAGUUGCAAGUAAAUUAAAUCAAAUCUCGUGCUUUAAGAUCGAUUAUGAGCAAGUAAUAAAUAAUGAA
This is a messenger RNA of Rhodamnia argentea, 1336 nucleotides long. Its product is annotated as geranylgeranyl pyrophosphate synthase 7, chloroplastic-like. NCBI's taxonomy places the organism in Eukaryota, Viridiplantae, Streptophyta, Magnoliopsida, Myrtales, Myrtaceae. The transcript has a single exon. Gene Ontology annotation, biological process: isoprenoid biosynthetic process. Gene Ontology annotation, molecular function: prenyltransferase activity. Bases 40 to 1161 code for a protein of 373 amino acids. The record is from RefSeq and is a predicted model, not a curated record.